Messenger RNA from Effrenium voratum, 1071 nucleotides. The record is from the annotation of a GenBank genome assembly. NCBI's taxonomy places the organism in Eukaryota, Dinophyceae, Suessiales, Symbiodiniaceae.
AUGUCUCGCGUGCUGGCUACUCAAGCAAUGCUUCUUGCAGUGGGUGUCAGUACGCAUCACAGCAUUCCAAUGGCAGCUGUCACUGCAUGGGUCUUGAAGGAUGGUAUUGGACAUUUGGUGGCCAUAGCAUUUGGAACGCUGAUCAACCAGCGGUUUGACUCCGAUCCAAAGCGCUUUCGCUUCCAAGCAGCCACGCUCGGGAAACUGGCCGACUCGGUGUCCAUCCUCACGCUGCAUUGGCCGCAGUACUUCCUGCCGCUCUCCGUUUUGGGCGGCGCCUUCAGCAGGUUGAGCACCAACAUGGGCGCGAGUUGCAGGGCCAAGGUCUACGAGACCUUUGCGCUGACUGGCAACCUGGGCGACAUCAUGAGGUGCAGCACGGCUCAGAGUACGGCUGCGCAGCUCUUGGGUACUGCCCUGGGUGCUGCUGUGGGCCCUUUCCUGGGCAGCAACUUGACGAUGCUCAUGUCUUGCAGCAUCUUGCUCUCGCUUGCUUGCAUGUCUUGCUGCUAUCGAGCGACGUGCGUGAUUCAGUUGUCUUCAUUGAACCGGCAACGUGGUGAGCUGAUUUUCCAAGAUGCGGCACAGCAGAUAUGCCGCUUCGAUGAGAAAGGCAUCCAGCCGCUUGAUGAUCUUCUCCGCAUGCCAAAUGUUAGAGAAGUGCAGGAGCAGGAGGUCUUUGUCAGCUCGUUUCGCUCAAAGUUGGCGUUUGGAUUGGAGGUAAACCCUCCAAUGGCUUCCUCGCAUUGCCUGCUGAUGUCCAUCCAGGAAGCGCAAGACUGCGCUUUUCUGCUGGCAGUACGCCGGCAAAGAGGGAAGGCCGCCAUAGCUUUGUGGUAUCAGUCAAAGGCUACGCCAAACGACGUGCUGCAGGGCUUCCUGCAGGCCAGCCUCAUGCGCCAGCUGCUGGUCCAGGUGCCAGGCAACUGGCCAGAUGGUGAGCUCUGUGCUCGCGCAAAGAGGUUGUCUCAGAGCUGGUGGCCAUAUGUGCGCGAAGCCAUUGUGUGCCAAGGAUGGAAUGUGGAUGUGUUGUUCUUGGACAUGAAGGACAAUCGAAUUGAAGUUCUCUGA